Scheffersomyces amazonensis is the source of this 1285-nucleotide messenger RNA. RefSeq lists its product as uncharacterized. The record is from RefSeq and is a predicted model, not a curated record. The transcript has a single exon. Bases 191 to 1285 code for a protein of 364 amino acids. NCBI's taxonomy places the organism in Eukaryota, Fungi, Ascomycota, Pichiomycetes, Serinales, Debaryomycetaceae.
GGGAAUUCUUACAGGUUAUGCUAUGGAUUUAUAUUUUACAGGUUUUAAUUACAUAUCUCAAACAGGUAAAAACAAGUAACAAGUAACCAGGAUAAACUCCACCACUGCAACUACAACAUUUACAACAAUCAGAACUACCACUACCAUCAAUAUCACUAGUACAUCACCAUAAUACCCCCAGAAAUAAACUAUGGACGCAGGAUACCACAACGAAGAGCCUUCUACGCCACCAGCACAGUAUUACAAGCGAAAGGAAAGAACAACUCCAACCAGAAGACUAUCACUUGAUGCUUUAAAUACUCCUGUCAGUUUAACCAAAAAUCUCAACAGAAGCCAUGGCCAUAGUGCUUCUAUAACCAAAAGACGUGACAGUCAUCGUAUGUCCAAUUCUCAUUCCCAUUCCCAUUCCCAUUCCCAUUCCAGUCUCAGUUUCCGAGACUCCUCCUCAGUAUCAUCUAAUUUGUCGGCUUUUCUUCUAAGUCCAGGCUUCACUCCUAUUAAGUCUAAUCAAUCAGAGUCUCGUGAAUCGUCUCCUCCUUCAUCACCUAUCCGUAAAUCCCCCCUACAGAAUACUGUUCGCAAACUGACUGUAGGUAGAGGUAGAAUCCCCAGUAUUCCUGUGUUUCCCAAUUUGGAACUGGAACCACUACCUGCUCCAGAUGAUAGUAUAAGUAUCAAUAUAAAUAUACCUCUGGAAAUAGAUGUAUCGGAUACCCCCCACACACCGGCCAGAAACAUAAUAACAGAACAGGAUAUACGACAAUGGUACGAAGAUCAGAAUCCACAACAACAAGAACAGAAUUCAGAAGAUGAAGAGGAAGAACACGAUAUCAUACGACAGUACUUGGGAGCCAAGCCUAGAGAAGCAGGUUUGGAAAACCCCUUCCUUGAGACAAGCAUGUCGUCAUCUUCUACUAGUACCACUACCCGAAUAUCUAACCCAUUUAUAACUGCUCCUAAAGUAGACUAUUCCACCCACUUGGAGUUGGUAAAACCCAAUGGGGAAAAGUUUGUGGAGGAGUUAUCACCCCGGGCUAAAAUGAUUAAGCCCAAGAAGUUGAACUUCAGUAAUUUCAAUACCCUCCCACCGCCUCCACCAUCAUCUCCAUUCCAUAUCCCACCAUAUGCCAGUUCUUUACUAUCGAAAAGUAAUCCACUUAAUCCGGACAUUAGUUCCAAGUAUAUUAGUAAGAACUUGAAUGGGUUAUUCAAUGCUAAGCCCAAGAAUGUUCUUGACUUUGAGAUCUACAAUGACGAUAAGGAGAAUAAGGAUGACUUUAAUUAG